AUGGAUGCUGAUACUUUGAAUCGAUUCUUGUUGUUUCUUUAUUCUGACACACUGGAAGACCUUCAGUGGGAUAGAGCAGAAAGAUUAUUAUAUGCUGCCAACAAGUACCAAGUGGAAUCUUUGAAAAAAGAAUGUUCCUCUUUCCUUAUGUCCCACCUUACCGUGUCUAAUGUCUGCGAAGCACUAGUACUUGCUGAACUCUACUUGGAGGAUCAACUAAAAACAGAAUGCGAAGCUUUCGUCUUUGAAAAUGCUUUGGAAAUAUUCUCUUCGAUAGAAUGGGAAAAUUUCACUGUAGAAAAUCCUUUUAUGUCUGCAAAAUUGCUACGAGAAUACUUUGCCCUCAAAAAGGUCUCUUAG
Molecule: messenger RNA, 360 nt
Organism: Argiope bruennichi
Lineage: Eukaryota; Metazoa; Arthropoda; Arachnida; Araneae; Araneidae
Product: speckle-type POZ protein B-like
Exons: 1
Coding region: 1-360 (119 amino acids)
Biological process (GO): regulation of proteolysis; proteasome-mediated ubiquitin-dependent protein catabolic process
Cellular component (GO): cytoplasm; nucleus
Molecular function (GO): ubiquitin protein ligase binding
Source: RefSeq, a predicted model, not a curated record